Molecule: messenger RNA, 5429 nt
Organism: Mobula hypostoma (lesser devil ray)
Lineage: Eukaryota; Metazoa; Chordata; Chondrichthyes; Myliobatiformes; Myliobatidae
Gene: fbxl13
Product: F-box and leucine-rich repeat protein 13
Cellular component (GO): cytoplasm
Molecular function (GO): protein binding
Source: RefSeq, a predicted model, not a curated record
AUGGCGGUCGGUCCCAGCCGUUCAGGGCGCGUUACCGUGGCAACGGUAAACGAGCGGCUCUACAAGGCGACAGCCAUGGCCUUCAUGCGGUAUGCAGACCCCGAGCUGAAACACUACAUCAAAAUCCAUUCAAUCCCGCAGAUCUAUGAGGCAUUGCUUACAGGUUUAUUUGUUCAGUGUCCUGAUGACCCAUUAGUAUUUUUGGAGGAGAAAAUAAAAGAAUUACAAAAUCAGAAAAGCCAAGCCUUUCUUUUGACAAAGGAAGGUCACCUCAAUUUGAGCUGGGACAUGUUUAUCACUCCUGAAUACAGACUAAGCAUGACAAAAAUGAUAGGCAGUUAUCUAAGCUAUCUUUUUGACCUGGAAGCAGGUGAGGUGCUUCCCCCAGAAGUGUAUAAGGCAGCAUAUCAGUUUUACUUAAACUUUUUACUGAAAAAGUACUUUCGUGAAUGGAUGAAUUAUAUCAGAAACAAAAGAAAAGAGCGGAUUAAACUGUCACAAGAUAUGAACAAGGCUCAAGAUCACUAUGUAAGGAACAAAUUAAAAAUGGCAUUUGAUGCAUGGUUGAAGUGGAUCCAGAUCCAAAGGAAAUGGCAUGCCUUGGCAAUGGACCAUAUACGCCAUGUCAAUGAUCAACUUCUGGCCAAGCUCAUUCUAAGAGAGUGGAGUGCAGUGACAAAAGUGGCAAAAAGUACACGAGAAUACUUUGAGCAACUGGAACGAGGGGAAUUGGAGGAUGAGACUGAUAUACUAUUGGCAAUGCCGGCAGAAGAGAAAGAUAGGAUUUCUGGAUUUCCAUUGGCAGUAUCACUAAAGAUGUUUAGUUACCUUGGUAUUAUGGAGCUUGCAAGAUGUGCGCAAGUGUGUCAAUCAUGGAAAGUAAUUACACAGACAAGUUCCCUCUGGAGCAAGCUUGACUUUUAUCCAGUAAGAAAAUGGAUUAAAGACAAUGAUGUAGCAAAUAUUUUGCGGAGGUACCGUUCUACUGUCAUCCAUUUGAGUCUCCGGGGAUGCAACAACAUUGGUCAGGCCACCUUCAAAGGAAUUAGUGGCUGCCGAAACUUACAAGAUCUAAAUUUAUCUGAAUGUAAAAAUAUAACCGAUGAAUUUAUGUCUACAGUGAUAGAAAUGUGCACAUCACUUGUGUACCUGAACAUGGCUUACACUACCAUUAGUGAUGCUACACUAAGGUCAUUGUCAAAGUUUGGUCUAAAUCUACAGUACCUGAGCCUGGCAUACUCAAAGCUAUUCACAAAUAAAGGUUUGAAUUACCUUGCCACAGGGAAGGGCUGCCACAAGCUUGUUUAUCUGGACAUUUCAGGUUGUACUGAGAUUUCAGUGAGAGGCUUUAAGUCAUUAGGAAUUGCUUGCAAUAAAAUUGAGCACCUUGUAAUCAAUGAUAUGGCAACACUUACGACCAACUGCAUCACAGCUAUGGUUGGUUACUACAAUAACCUCACAACAGUUACACUUCUUGGCUCUCCACACAUAUCUGAUACCGCUAUUAAAGCACUUGUCCAAGGCAACAAGCUUACCACAUUUAAAACUGAAGGUAAUAAACGUAUAACUGAUGCAACCUUCAAAAUCUUCAGCACCAGUUGCCCAAAUUUGAAUCAUAUCUAUGUAGCAGACUGCUCAAGAAUAACAGACAACAGCUUGAAAUUCAUAUCAACACUGAAAAAUAUCACUGUGUUGAAUAUUUCAGACUGUAUGAGUAUCACUGAUGCAGGUAUACGAAGCUUUUUGGGAGGGUUUUCAGCUCAAAAACUUAGAGAACUGAACAUCAGCAACUGCGUCUUAAUUACUGAUUUAUCAAUACUGAAAAUCGCACAGAGAUGCCUCAGCUUGACUCACCUAAGAAUGCGUUAUUGUUUGCACGUAACUGACAGUGGGAUUGAAUGGCUAGGAAGCUUGCCUGCGCUGACCAAUAUUGACCUGACAGGAACCAACGUACAAGAACAGAGUUUGUCAGGUCUUAGUAGCAAUCACAAGAUAAAGGAGCUUACAGUGGCAAAGUGCUCAGGAGUCACUGAUAAUGGAUUACAGAAAUUCUACCAUAAGAUGCACAAUCUGGAAUACUUGGAUAUCUCUCAUUGCCUCUCAGUGUCUGAUAAGAGUGUAAAGACUCUGGCUUUCUGUUGCCGAAGGCUCGUUUCAUUGAACAUCGCUGGAUGUCCAAAGAUUACUGACUUAAGUAUACAAUACUUGGCUGGAGUUUGCCAUUAUAUUUACUUCUUGGAUAUCUCAGGUUGUGUCAAGCUUACUGAUUCAAUAUUUCAAUUCUUAAAGAAAGGCUGCAAAAAGCUACGUAUCCUCAACAUGCUGUAUUGCUCACAGAUCACAAAGCAAUCUGUCAAAGCAACAACAAAUAUUCAGCAAUUGGAAUAUAGUGAUGACCAUCCUCCUGUAUGGUUCGGAUAUGAUGAACGAGGAAACUUCUUAGUCAACAAAAAGGACGAAGAUGAAAGUAACUAAAAAUGUAAUGAUCAGAGUUCUACAAAUGCUAGAAUUCCAGAUAUACAGUACUUAAUAAUAAGUGUACUGAAUCUUUAACUAUGACUGAUUCAUUUAGUAUCAAAAAAUUUAAAAAGUAGCACUAUAUUUUGUUGAUGAAAAAAAUUGAAGAAAUCAUAAUUAUCUUGUUUUCAUACAAACUGCAAUUAUAAUUAGAGCUGCAUCAAUAGUGUAUAUGUUUCUAAGCGAUAACCCUGGUAUGUCAGGGGUCACAGGUUGCAGUUCUUUAUGAUUUAUUUUACACAAUUCUCACUUACUUAGGCUUUUUUAACCUGACUAUUUCUAAACUUGAUGUCUUGUUCUACUCAAUCUUCCGCUGGAUUUUCAAGUUUUAAAAAAAUUUUAAAUGUAAAAUGAAACAGUUGUAAAAAAAAUCCAUUAAAACAAAAAGUUGUUUCAAAUGUUGAAGGUCUUCAUUAAAUUAAUAUAUAACUGAAUGAAAUCAUUUGAGCUACAGAGCUGAACAUGAAAAUCCUGCUCUAGAUUAAUAUUCAAAGCAAAAAAUAAAAUUAUAUCUGACAGGAAAGAUCAAUGACUGUCAUAUGUGGAAACAAUAAUAUGAAUCCACUCCACUGAUUAUCUAUGUGUUAUGUACGACAUGAAGCCUUAAUGGAAACAUCUGUAUGAUUAAGCAUGUGGAAGUCCAUACGAGGAUAAGCCACUUAUUUUGCAAGUUCUUGAUGACCUUUCAUUAAAUUUGAUUUGCCGCAGCUUUUUCUACUCCUGCCACCUGUACGUAACUGCUACAAUGAUGGCUCAAUGGAAAGGUUGAAAUAUGAAAGGUGUGGUGAUAGGAGAGGAAACUAUUUUUAUAACAUUUUGUGUGUACAACAAUAAAAAGCAAUCAAUCACUCUGGUUUAUUUAAGUUUCUAUCUCUAUUGUUACAGGUGAAGAAGAGUUCACCCUUUGCAAUCCGUUUAAGAACAUUCCCCUCUAGUUCCUCCCUACUUUACCACUAACUGGUUUCUCCAUCUGCAUCUUUUGACCUGGUCGGCAAACAUUUAAAGGGGCUACAACUCAUGUUCCAGUCACCUCACCUCCACUUAAACCCUACUUUUCCCAGAAUUCUUCUUUAUAGCAGAAAUAUCAUACCUCGGUCUCUUUCUCACCAAGCUCCUAAAUUUUAUUUAUUUCCACCAUGGAAUUCAGACUCCAUUUUAGAGAACCAGCUACUCCUUCAUCCCUAAAAUAACACAAGUUUUGGGUCCGCACAAUGCUGACCCUCCAAUUCCAACUUUGUAACCUUUUCUCAGCUUCAGUUCUUACAGUCGUAGCUCUGUAGUUGGGUACCCGUAGAAGUGUUACAGCAUAGAAGGUGACAAAUAGAUAAUCAAGUCUACACCAGCUCUUUCCACGUUGACCUAUAAAUAAUUCUCUUUCAAGUUUGUAUUCACUUCCAUUUUGAAGGCACUGAUUGAUUGCUUCCAUCUUUCCCAUUGCUAUUCCCUGGGUAAGUUUUUCUCUCUCGCAUUUAUUUCUUUUUGAUCAAAAUAUCAAACAUCCACUUGUUCUAAGAUUCAAUGACACAGUGGUAGGAUUAGCUUUCCCAUUUAUCCAAACCAGGCAUGAUCUUGUACUGCUGUAUCAAAUUCCCAUACGACUUACCAUGCUUAUUUUCCAUGCCCCUCUAUAACCUCACCUCAUUCCUAAACUAUGGCAACCUGAAUUGGGUUUGAGAUAGUCUGACCUCCAAUAACCACAACCAUCUUUCUUUGUGCAAGGUAGGAUUCUAGUAAUUGAAACAUUUAUGCGUUACUAAAUAACAAUAAAAGGGGACUGUGUGUCCUCAUAAUCAUAAUCAUAAUUUAUGCAUUACUAAACGACAAUAAAAGGGACUGUGCCUUCAUAUUCAUAAUCAUAAUCAUAAUUAUUAUAAUUUCCCCCAUAUCCCCCUUUGUCAGAGCUAAUUAGUCAAAAGGAGUCUUAAUGUCUAGUCUGUCAUUCCUAUCUACCCCUGGAAUUCAGCUUUUGACUCAUGUUUGGAUCAACACACUGAAGAAUUUUGGAGCCAAGUGAUCCUGAAAAAACCCAUCAACAAGCAGGCAGCAUCUGUGGAAAUGAACAAACAGUUAAUGUUUUGGGUUGAGACCCUUCUUCAGGACUGGAAAGGAAGGGGGAAGACACCAGAAUAUAAAGAUGGGGCGAGGGGAAGAGGGAUAGCUAUAAGGUGAUAGGUGAAGCCAGGUGGGUGGGAAAUGUUAAGGGCUGGAAAGGAAGCAAUUUAGUAGCAAAGUGGACCAUAGGAGAAAAGGGAGGAGGAGGGACAUCAGGAGGAGGUGAUAGGCAGGUGAGAAGAGGUAAGAGGCCAGAGUGGGAAAUAGAAGAGGAGGGGGAGGAAUUUUUUUAUACUGGAAGGAGAAAUUAAUAUUUGUGCCAUCAGGUUGGAGGCUCCCCAGAGGAAAAAUCAGGUGUUUCUCCUCCACCCUGAGCAUGGCUUCAUCAUGGAACAAGAGGAGGUUAUGAAUUGACAAGUUGGAAAGGGAAUGGGAAUCAGAAUUAAAAUGUUGGGCAAUUGGGAAGUUCUGCUUUUGCCCGGUGAAGCAGAGUUGCUCGAUGAAGCAGUCCCACAAUUUAAAAUGUGUCUGACCAAUGUAAAGGAGGCUGCAUCAGGAGCACCAGAUACAAUAGGCAACUUCAGCAGAUUCACAGGUGAAGGGUUGCCUCACCUGCAAGGACUAUUUGGAACUCUGAAUGGAAGCGAGGGAGGAGGUGAAUAAGCAGGUGUAACACUUUGGCCACUUGCAGUAAUAAGUGCUGAGAGGGAGAUUAGUAGGAAGGGACAAAUGGACAAGGGAAUCACAGAAGGAGCGAUCUCUGCGGAAAGUGGCGAGUGAGGGGGAGGUAAAGGUGUUCAGUGGUAGGAUUCCUUUGGAGAUGGUGGAAGUUGUAUAAAAUGAUGUGUUGGAUGUGGAGG